AUGGCUUUUCCCUCGGUAGUUCUCGUGUGCUUGGCUGCACUGGUUUUUGCCUCCGAGGCGACACCUGUGGUUCACAGCUCCGUGGAUUCCAAGUGCCCGCUGAUGGUAAAGGUCCUCGACGCAGUCAGGGGGAGCCCAGCCACCAACAUGGCCGUCAAAGUCUUUAAACAGGCAGCGGAUGAGAGCUGGGAGCUGUUUGCCACAGGGAAAACCACUGAAUUCGGAGAGAUCCAUGAGCUGACCACGGACGAGAAGUUUGUCGAGGGCGUAUACAGAGUGGAAUUUGACACCAAAUCCUACUGGAAGGUCCUUGGCCUCUCUCCUUUCCAUGAGAAGGCAGAUGUGUUGUUCUCCACCAAAGACACUGGACACCGCCAUUUCACCAUCGCUACCCUCAUCAGCCCCUUCUCUUUUUCCACCACAGCAGUAGUCAGUAACCCGAAAGAGUAGAUGGACGUCACCCAUUUCCUUGGACUUCACGCAGUUCACGCUGUUCCGUUUUCACUAAAGUAGCAUUUCCACUUUAUAAACUGCAUUGGGAACUCUGGCCAAGUCAAUAAAUAUUCCCACAAAUGCACUUCUCAUC
This is a messenger RNA of Ornithorhynchus anatinus (platypus), 586 nucleotides long. It is a transcript of the gene TTR, whose product is annotated as transthyretin. The record is from RefSeq and is a predicted model, not a curated record. Gene Ontology annotation, biological process: purine nucleobase metabolic process. NCBI's taxonomy places the organism in Eukaryota, Metazoa, Chordata, Mammalia, Monotremata, Ornithorhynchidae. The coding region runs from base 1 to 450 and encodes 149 amino acids. Gene Ontology annotation, molecular function: thyroid hormone binding. The transcript is spliced from 4 exons.